Labrus mixtus (cuckoo wrasse) is the source of this 1647-nucleotide messenger RNA. Its product is annotated as Iroquois homeobox protein 5a-like. The transcript is spliced from 3 exons. The coding region runs from base 280 to 1476 and encodes 398 amino acids. Lineage: Eukaryota; Metazoa; Chordata; Actinopteri; Labriformes; Labridae. The record is from RefSeq and is a predicted model, not a curated record. Gene Ontology annotation, biological process: cell development; regulation of transcription by RNA polymerase II; neuron differentiation. Gene Ontology annotation, molecular function: RNA polymerase II cis-regulatory region sequence-specific DNA binding; DNA-binding transcription factor activity, RNA polymerase II-specific. Gene Ontology annotation, cellular component: nucleus.
UCUCUCUCGGAUCAGUCCAGCAGCGGAGGUGGAAACUCGCAGCAGAGACACACACUCUGAGCUCAGCCUCCACCUGCGAUGCUCCUGGAUGCUCCUCCGAAUUUAGAUCUCCUCUUCCCUCCUCUCCUUCACCUCCACCUCCUUCUUCUUCUUCUUCUUCUUCCUCCUCUUCCUCCUCCUCACUUGUCCCGGUUGCUUUUCGUCCCAGGGAGACGCGCGCUUUCUCUCUCUCCGAUGUGAGUUGGCCCGUGCGUAAACGUCCCGGCUCCGCGCCCCGUCAUGUCUUAUCCUCAGGGUUUCCUCUUCCAGCCGUCCGUGUCUCUGGCCCUGCACUCCCCCUUCAGUCCGGGGGUCCUCCUCGGGACGCGGACGGAGGAGCUGGGCCGCUCCUCUUCGGGCUCUGCCUUCGCUCCGUACUCGGGAUCAGCUUCCUCUCCCGGAUUCAACUCACACCUCCCGUACGGCGGAGAACCGCGGGCCGCCGCCACCCUCAACUCCUUCAUGAGUCCGGCCUACGACCCGUCCUCAGGGAUCUCCGCCUCCUUGGACUACCACCCGUUUGGGGCCCUGGGACCGUACCCGUACGGAGACCCCGCCUACAGGAAGAACGCCACACGGGACGCCACGGCCACGUUGAAGGCAUGGCUCAACGAGCACAGGAAGAACCCGUACCCCACCAAGGGCGAGAAGAUCAUGCUCGCCAUUAUCACCAAGAUGACUCUGACACAGGUGUCCACUUGGUUUGCCAACGCCCGUCGCCGGCUGAAGAAGGAGAACAAGAUGACGUGGACGCCGAGGAACCGAAGCGAGGACGAGGAGGACGAGGACAACAUCGACCUGGAGCGGACCGACGAAGACGACGAGCUGAUGAAGACGGGCGACGACGAGCCGGAGACGAAGAGCGAGGCCGUGUUGCGUGGCCCCCCCUCGGUGUCAGGCUCGUGUGUGUUGGCGUUCAGAGACGACAGAAGCAGCGAAACGGAGCGAGGCUUCACUGAUCCCGACUGCAAAGACUCUGGGGAGCGGAGACUGCCCCCCCUCCCAGGCACUGCUCCCCUCAUUGGGCCCCUGGGGUCGGUGAGAGCGCUGGAGCCCGAGCGAACAUCGACCCCUCCCUCUAAAGAACUCUCCUGUGGCUCCAUCCAGGGGCCAAACGUGGCCCCCAAACCCAAACUGUGGUCCCUGGCGGAGAUCGCUACGUCGUCGGACAAAAACAAAGGAAGUACUGACUCCUCACAGAGCAGGGGGGGCACACCCCAGACCCCAUUCCACCACAGCCCCGCCCUGCCUCGACACCUCUACUACUCCUCCCCCUUCCUCCCUGGAUACUCCAGUUACGCGCCCCUGGGUCCCCUGAGCGCGCCCGGCUCUCAUCUAAACGGAUUACAGCAGGCAAUGCUGCAGAGGGCCGAGGCGGCGCUCAGAGACUGUAAACUACGGGGUCACGAGCUGAAGAAAGGCGUGACGAACACGUAGAACACUUCCUAUUUGUGGAUAUUAAGAAACAAAGAAGACGGGCCCCCGGGGGCCUCUGACUUUAUUUAGAAAAACAAAUUAUCCAUUUUAGAGUUUUCUAUGUUGAUGAGCUCUUUGUAGUGCGUUUCUGCACAAAACAUGAAGCAUCAUUAAAUGAUAGUUUUAUUAUUA